AUGACGGCCUCGUGUUUUCGGACGACCAUCGGCCGCCUGGUUGCGUUGGGCACGAUUCUUACGAUUGUGACUUUUCAGUAUAUUGCAGUAAAGUCGAAGUCUCAACUGAGCUUCUACGAACUUAUCCUACAACUCAGUUCUUGCAUCCUACUUUGUAACUUCUUAGUCGUCGUUGCGCGCUGGGCAGUUUAUGAACCCAUCCAGGGGCUCAAGGACAAUGACAGCCUACCAUAUAUCAACGUCAUCAUUCCCGCAUACAACGAGUCUGAGUUCGUGAGAAACUCGAUAUCCUCCGUGUUAUCCUCAGACUAUCCCAGAGACAAGGUUCACAUCAUUGUCGUUGAUGACGGCUCAACCGAUGACACCUGGUCUCACAUACAACACGAACUUCCUCCAAAAUAUUCAGCUCAACAUACAACAAUCCGGCACAAGAUCAACCGUGGAGAACGCCAAGUUAUGGUCACAGCCCACGAAGUGGCCAAGAGCGAGAUACUCGUGACUCUGGACUCCGAUACCAUUCUCGACAGGCAUACUCUCCGGAAUUUGGUCAGCCCCUUCAUUCUAGACAGCGACGUCGGAGGCGUCACCGGACACCUCUCCGUCUUUAACAUCCAGUCUCAAGGAUGGGAUAGCUUCAUCCCUCGUAUCCUUGACUGCCUCUUUGAGCAAAACGGCAACAUCCCGCGAGCAGCCCAGUCGAAGCACGGAUUCAUCACCAUUCUCCCAGGCGCCAUCUCCGCGUUCCGUAGAGACGCCAUCCUGCCGCACACCAAGGCUCUCGUGGACAAGAGGUUUCUCGGGCGACCGAUGAGGCAUGGCGAAGACGUGCAGCUCACGAUGGGACUCCUGCGUGAUGGCUGGCGUCUCAAGUACCAGAGCAAUGCCGUUGGAUACACCGUCGCGCCCGAGACAUUUCUAAAGGCUUUCCUCAUGUACGUUCGCUGGGAGAGGAGCAACUACACCUAUUGGAUGCUCGGGCUUGUUCCAGGCACAGUAGCAUUUACAUUCGAUGACGACUCGUGGACCGAAAAGGAUGACAUACUGUCGCUAUUUGCACAGCGAAACGCACAAGCUUCCUUCUUUCUAAGGAGUACGCCAUGGACCACAGAUGUAAUAAAAGACGACGGCGGUGAAUCCGGGAUACAGAAGCUGCACGAGAACGGGCAUCUGAUUGGACUUGGCACUUCGAGUCGUCGUCCUCGCAGCGAUGCGGAACAACAGGAGCUUCUCAAGGCCCGCCAGAAGGUUUACACAGUCUUGGGAGCCUCUCCCGCCUCUGACGACCUUCGACCGCAGUACAUUUGGCCGUCCCCGAGCGAUUGCACAGUACGAAACGGCUGUGUUGAAAAGUUGACGAUAAAUGAGUACAAGCAGCAGAUCCUAAACGAGAUUCUUUCCUCGUUCCGAUACGAGGGCUUCGGAAAGAGAAUAACCACAGUAUCGGUGAUCUACUAG
Messenger RNA from Colletotrichum phormii, 1455 nucleotides. Its product is annotated as nucleotide-diphospho-sugar transferase. The coding region runs from base 1 to 1455 and encodes 484 amino acids. The transcript has 3 exons. The record is from RefSeq and is a predicted model, not a curated record. Gene Ontology annotation, cellular component: plasma membrane. NCBI's taxonomy places the organism in Eukaryota, Fungi, Ascomycota, Sordariomycetes, Glomerellales, Glomerellaceae. Gene Ontology annotation, molecular function: hydrolase activity, acting on carbon-nitrogen (but not peptide) bonds; hyaluronan synthase activity. Gene Ontology annotation, biological process: extracellular matrix assembly; hyaluronan biosynthetic process.